UUCCGCAAUAAAACAAACUUGUUACAUUAUUAUAAUUAAAUAGCAACACAAAUAUUUCAAAUUCAAUUCCUGCCAUGACCGAAUCGCCAACUACAGCCAGUUACUUUAAUAUAUUCAUAACAGGGCAAAUAGAAGCUAUGGAAUUCCCUCUGGGCCCAAAUGCAGCGGAAGUAUUUUGUCGUUACGAAGUCGUUGCUGGCCCCGACUGGGAACUAGUGUCCGGUGUUCAAAAUGGAAUUUCACAGACUGCAUCCAAUAAAAGUGGUUACUUCAAGGAUAAAAUUGUAUUUAAUUUUCCCUUAGAAUGGACUUUUAAGAGCACAACUCCUUUCGGCUGGCCACAAUUGAUAAUUUGCAUUUAUGGCAAAACUCGUUGGGGAGCGGAAACGGUGCUGGGAUACAGUCGUAUUAAUUUGCCGGUAUUUGGGUCACAUGCAGACGAACCUAUAAUAGCACCCAUACUCAUUCCACGAAACAGUAAUAUGGUAUCCGAGUUAGCUAGUUGGAUCACGGGUCGCAAUCCUGAACUGAAGGAUCCAAAGGCUUUAUUAAGCAGCGGAAAAUUGAAAGGCAUUUCGGCAGAAUCAUAUGGAGAAGUCAUUUUUAAACUCACAACUAUAUUAAGAGGUACAAAUCGGCUAGGAUACGACUGGGGCUAGUGCAAUAUACGUAGAUUAAGGAAACAUUUUAGCGUGUCAAACCCCUUUC
This is a messenger RNA of Rhagoletis zephyria (snowberry fruit fly), 708 nucleotides long. RefSeq names its product B9 domain-containing protein 1 (gene B9d1). Lineage: Eukaryota; Metazoa; Arthropoda; Insecta; Diptera; Tephritidae. The record is from RefSeq and is a predicted model, not a curated record. Gene Ontology annotation, biological process: cilium assembly. Gene Ontology annotation, cellular component: MKS complex.